Messenger RNA from Closterium sp. Naga37s-1, 711 nucleotides. The record is from the annotation of a GenBank genome assembly. Lineage: Eukaryota; Viridiplantae; Streptophyta; Zygnematophyceae; Desmidiales; Closteriaceae.
AUGGUCCCUGUACAGUCUUUCACAGGUGGGCUGCUGGGCACAGGUGGGGCUGCUGGUCACAGGUGGGGCUGCUGGUCACAGGUGGGGCUGCUGGUCACAGGUGGGGCUGCUGGUCACAGGUGGGGCUGCUGGUCACAAGUGGGGCUGCUGGUCACAGGUGGGGCUGCUGGUCACAGGUGGGGCUGCUGGUCACAGGUGGGGUUGCUGGUGCUGGUGCUGGCGGCUGGCGCUGGUGCUGGUUCCUGGUGCUGGCAGCUGGCACUGGGGCUGGUUCCUGAUGCUGGCGGCUGGCGCUGGGGCUGGUUCCUGGUGCUGGCGGCUGGCGCUGGUGCUGGUUCCUGGUGCUGGCGGCUGGCACUGGGGCUGGUUCCUGGUGCUGGCGGCCGGCGCUGGGGCUGGUUCCUGGUGCUGGCGACUGGCGCUGGGGCUGGUUCCUGGUGCUGGCGACUGGCGCUGGGGCUGGUCCUGGUGCUGGCGGCUGGCGCUGGGGCUGGUUCCUGGUGCUGGCGGCUGGCGUUGGGGCUGGUUCCUGGUGCUGGCGGCUGGCGCUGGGGCUGGUUCCUGGUGCUGGCGGCUGGCGCUGCGACCGCCGGUGCGACGGGCGAGGUGCAAGGUGGCGCUGGCUGCAGUCGAUGGCGCAAACGCGAUCGCGGGCCGCUGGCGACUUCGCUGGCGGGUCGCUGGCGGCGGGUCCGCUGGCGUUCGCCAUAG